Molecule: messenger RNA, 636 nt
Organism: Auanema sp. JU1783
Lineage: Eukaryota; Metazoa; Nematoda; Chromadorea; Rhabditida; Rhabditidae
Source: the annotation of a GenBank genome assembly
AUGCUGUCCGCAACUUUUGCCAUAAUCGGCAUUUAUCUUUGUGACGCAACGUCUUUUUCCACAUUAGAACGGGAUUACAAACAACUAAGAGUAUUCGAUGCUAGAACUCAGCCGAACGUUUUUGGAAUUAGGCUGAACGGCUCCACUCACAUCAAUAUAUCUAAGGCUGUCGUUUUCAGGAAUACUCGUCCACCUUCAGUGCCAAGCAAGAUACCGCCAAGACGCACAUCACAUGCCUUACGAAAGAACAUCCACAAGAUAUUAGUUUAUGAGAGUUACGUGAUGCCCAAAUUUGAAGUUAAAAUCCUUCAAAUUCGAAAAAUCAAACGAAUUGGUGGUGGAUAUCCAUAUGGACCAAAGAAUAACACAAUAUUAGAACUGAAAGAGCCUAUAUUUGUAGUGAAUAGGUACGCAUGGAACCCUGAGACAGCUUCCUAUAAGGAUCCGUUCGGGCAUUUGAAAGAUAUCAAAACAACAAAAUGGCUGACAACAAAUGAAACUAUAGAGUUUCCAUCUCUACCAUACAGACUGAUGUCAGCAUCUGUUGAAUGUCAAUAUUGUUUUGUGUAUUGGAAAAGACAAAAAAAAUUCCGACCAGAGAGCAUUUACUUUAAUUGUUGUGCCGCACAACAUUGA